Molecule: messenger RNA, 630 nt
Organism: Aspergillus ochraceoroseus IBT 24754
Lineage: Eukaryota; Fungi; Ascomycota; Eurotiomycetes; Eurotiales; Aspergillaceae
Product: peptide alpha-N-acetyltransferase MAK3
Exons: 2
Coding region: 1-630 (209 amino acids)
Biological process (GO): N-terminal peptidyl-methionine acetylation
Cellular component (GO): NatC complex
Molecular function (GO): protein-N-terminal amino-acid acetyltransferase activity
Source: RefSeq, a predicted model, not a curated record
AUGAGCCAAAAUGUUGUUCCCCCCGCAACCACCCCCCUCCGCUACGUCCGCUACGACCCAGUCCAUGAAGACGAAUAUGUCGCCGCAAUGAGACAGUUGAUCUCCAAGGACCUCUCUGAGCCCUACAGUAUCUACGUCUACCGUUACUUCCUCUACCAAUGGGGGGAUCUCUGCUUCAUGGCGAUGGAUGACAGCCCCGACGGAAAGGAGGACAUGGUCGGAGUCGUGGUUUCCAAGCUGGAGACGCACCGUGGCGGUCCAUUACGCGGGUACAUUGCUAUGCUUGCUGUGCGGGAGGAAUACAGGGGUCGAGGGAUUGCGACCAAGUUAGUCAGGAUGGCGAUUGAUGCGAUGAUAGAGAGGGAUGCAGAUGAGAUUGCCCUCGAAACCGAAAUUACCAAUACAGCAGCGAUAAAGUUAUACGAGCGGCUGGGCUUUCUCCGCAGCAAGCGAUUGCAUCGGUACUACUUGAACGGCAGCUCGGCCUACAGGCUUGUGCUAUAUCUAAAGGAAGGCGCAGGAUCUAUCAGGACAACAUUCGAUCCCUACGCUCCUCCGCCAGAUCAGUCGGCCGGUAUUCCCGCUCCCGCGCCUCCUCCACUGCCGUUGCUGCAUGAAAAUGGGAGCUAG